Messenger RNA from Phytophthora nicotianae INRA-310, 495 nucleotides. RefSeq lists its product as hypothetical. NCBI's taxonomy places the organism in Eukaryota, Oomycota, Peronosporomycetes, Peronosporales, Peronosporaceae. The transcript has a single exon. The record is from RefSeq and is a predicted model, not a curated record. The coding region runs from base 1 to 495 and encodes 164 amino acids.
AUGCGUUCGUUAUUAUUGAUCGUUCUUUCGACGCUGGUCGUGUUUCUAACAUCUACCGGUGCUGUCCCGCCCAAUGCUCCCAACCUCAAAACCGUGACGAAGAAUCAGAAGUACAUCCUCACGUGGCCUGCUGAAGACUCCGUCAAUGAAAAGAGAAGCUUGCGGGCCGAUCGCAGGGGCGUGGAUAUGGAAGCGUUCAAGACUGACGAUGAAGAGCGAGGGUCAACGAUUAUGGAGAGAUUGAUGGCACCUCUCUAUGGACUGAAACUCGGAUUUUCUCCUAGCACACAGUCGAAGUGGGUGCUACGCUACGAGGAACAAAUUUUUACCAAGCUUUACAACGCCAAAGAGACUCCAGUAAGCCUAAGAGCCAAGUAUACCGGUAGGAAUGGCAAUGCCGUAUUCCACAGGUUCAAAGCUUGGUACGAGAAAAAGGUUGCUGCAAAACGGGUUGGCGCCCAAUUAAGGAUUUUGAAAGAAUACGGUUAUUUCUAA